Messenger RNA from Eublepharis macularius, 4082 nucleotides. Its product is annotated as zinc finger protein ZFP2-like. Lineage: Eukaryota; Metazoa; Chordata; Lepidosauria; Squamata; Eublepharidae. Gene Ontology annotation, biological process: regulation of DNA-templated transcription. The transcript has 7 exons. The coding region runs from base 108 to 2456 and encodes 782 amino acids. The record is from RefSeq and is a predicted model, not a curated record.
GGGGAGAGGAGGCAGCGGCUGAGGACUUUUUGCAAACUAGGGGAAUCCGGCACAGGAGGAAGGCGAUCCACUGGUCCAGGUGGAGGCUGUUUGGAGAGGAAGGAAGGAUGAGGGGAGAGCCGGAAUCCGUUGGUCGAGAAGCAAGAGAAGGCCCUGAUGCCACCGAGGCUUGGAGCGGAAGGGACAUGGUGGAAGGAACCAUGCAGAAGAGCCUGGGAGAGGAUUUUCCCCCUUCAGAUGUGGAGUGCCAGCAAUUCAGGCACUUCCGCUACCAGGAGGCCGAAAGGCCCCGAGAGGUUUGCAGCCAACUCCACCAUCUUUGCCAGCAGUGGCUGAAGCCAGAAAGCCACAGCAAGAAGGAGAUCCUGGACCUGGUGGUCUUGGAGCAAUUCCUGGCUGUCCUGCCCCCGGAGAUGGAGAGCUGGGUCAGGGAAUGUGGGCCAGAGACCAGUUCCCAGGCGGUGGCCCUGGCAGAAGGCUUCCUCCUGAGCCAGGCAGAUGCCAAGAAUCAGGAGCAGCAGGUACAGAAAAACAUUGUGCAGGAGCAUUACCACGGAGGAACUUUUCUGGGCGAUUCCUUGAAACCAAUGAAGUAUUCUUUCCCACCUCUUUGCGAUGGAGAGAAAGCAGCUCCUCUAUGGUCAGGUGGGGCUCUGGUGACCUUUGAGGAGGUAUCUGUGCAUUUCACUGAGGAGGAGUGGGCUUUGCUGGAUCCAGGGCAAAGAAGCCUUCACGAGGAAGUCAUGGGGGAUAAUUAUCAAGCUGUGGCCUCUCUGGGAGGACUUCUGGUUGCCAGACCUGACUGUCUUUCCAUGCUGCAAGGAAAAAGAAGCCUGGUUUUGCAGGACUCAGAAGAAAGAGAAAGAUCAGCUGAGGCUGUUGGUCCCCAUAAAAAGCCUAAGAAAGAACCUCAUCAGCUCCCAUUGAAAAGGGAACAGCAAAGAAGAAGGAGUAGAACAAGAUGGCAGAGAAGGAACGAAUCAUCUGCUUCUCAGGGUGCUGAAUCCCAGGACAUCCUGCCAUACCAUGGAAGAAUCACUUGCCCCAUGUGUAGAAAAGAAUUCCUUUACCAAUCACUGUUUGAUAUACAUUGGAGAAAACACACAGGGGAUAAACCACAUCAAUGUGUGGACUAUGGAAAGACCUUUGCUCAGAGUUCGCAGCUUACUGAGCAUCGACGUAUCCAUACCAGGGAGAAACCAUAUAAGUGUGAGGACUGCGGAAAGAGCUUUGCUCGUUGUUCAAAACUUAUUGUCCAUCGAUGUAUACGUUCAAGGGAAAAACUUUUUAAAUGGGUGGACUGUGGAAAGAGAUUUGCUCAGAGUACGAAUCUUGCUGUCCAUCGACGUAUCCAUACAGGGGAGAAACCUUUUAAAUGUGUGGUCUGUGGAAAUACUUUUGCUCAGCAUAUGCAGCUUACUGCUCAUCGACGUAUUCAUACAGGGGAGAAACCUUUUAAAUGUAUGGAUUGUGGAAAGAGCUAUACGCGGAGUACGCAGCUUACCGUCCAUCGACGUAUCCACAGAGGGGAGAAACCUUUUAUAUGUGUGGACUGUGGAAAGAGCUAUACUUGGAGUACGCAGCUUACUGUCCAUCGACGUAUCCAUACAGGGGAGAAACCAUAUAAGUGUGAGGACUGUGGAAAGAGCUUUGUUCAGAGUACAGCACUUACUGUCCAUCGACGUAUCCAUUCAGGGGAGAAACCUUUUAAAUGUGUGGACUGUGGAAAGAGCUUUGCUCAGAGUACGCAGCUUAUGGUCCAUCGACGUAUCCAUUCUGGGGAGAAACCUUUUAAAUGUAUGGAUUGUGGAAAGAGUUAUGCUUGGAAUUCAAGCCUUACUGUCCAUCAACGUAUCCAUACAGGGGAUAAACCAUAUAAGUGUGAGGACUGUGGAAAGAGCUUUGUUCAGAGUACAGCACUUACUGUCCAUCGACGUAUCCAUUCAGGGGAGAAACCUUUUAAAUGUGUGGACUGUGGAAAGACCUUUGCUCAGAGUACGAAGCUUACUGUCCAUCGACGUACGCAUUCUGGGGAGAAACCUUUUAAAUGUAUGGAUUGUGGGAAGAGUUAUGCUUGGAAUUCAAGCCUUACUGUCCAUCGACGUAUCCAUACAGGGGAUAAACCAUAUAAGUGUGAGGACUGUGGAAAGAGCUUUGUUCAGAGUACAGCACUUACUGCCCAUCGACGUAUCCAUUCAGAAGAGAGACCUUUUAAAUGUGUGGACUGUGGAAAGAACUUUGCUCGGAAUAAGCAUCUUACUGUCCAUCGACGUAUCCAUUCGGGGGAGAAACCUUUUAAAUGUGUGGACUGUGGAAAGAGCUUUGCUUGGAAUACGCGUCUUACUGUCCAUCGACGUAUCCAUUCAGGGGAGAAACCAUUUAAAUGUGUGGACUGUGGAAAGUGCUUUACUUGGCAUGCACAGCUUACUGUCCAUCGACAUAUCCAUACAGGUUAGAAACUAUGUAAGUGUGAGGGCUGUGGAAAGAGCUUUGCUUAGAGUACAGCAUUUUACAUCCAUCAAUAUAUCCAUUCAGGGAAAAAGCCAUAUAAUUGUGAGGACUGUGGAAAGCGCUUUGUUCAGAGUACAGAUUUUAACGUCCAUCAACAUAUCCAUUCAGAGCAGGAACCAUAUAAAUCUGUGGACUGUGGAAAAAGCUUGUUCAGAGUGCAUACCUUGCUGUCCAUCAGUGUAUCCAUAUAGGGGAGAUACCAUAUAAGUGUGAGGGUUGUGGAAAUAUUUGCUCAGAGUAUGCAGCUUACUGCCCAUCAGCAAAUCCAUAAAGGGGAGAAACGAUACUACUGUGCAGAGUGUACAAACAGCUUUGCUCAGACUUUGGGUCUUAUUGUCCAUCGAUGAACCCACACUGGAGAAAAUCCAUAUAAAUAUCAAGACUGUGGAAGAAACUGAUAUCUAAAGAGUUAUGCUGUUUCGUAUAAAAAUAUUCACAUAAGAGAGAAAACAAUCUUUUCAAGUUGUGUGCAGUGCAACCUUCUUUUAAGUUGGGUGUGUGUGCGCGAGGGACACAUGUUAUAUUUCUUUUAUGAUGGAAAUUUUUAAAAUCAUUUUUAAACCAUGUUGAUCUAUGUGGAAAAGGUGGGUUAUAAGUGCUUUAAUAAAUAAUUAAAUAAUAAAUAAAUGCUUCCACUGUGGGAACAGCUUCAGCCACAGCCCCUCUAUUACCAGGUGUCCUGAAGUCCAUGCAGGGAAGCCAGCUUGCAUCCUAUCAGAGGUGUCAGAAGAAAGGCAAACUGUAUAAAUGUUAGUGUCUAGUGUUACCGUUUCAUGGUAACCUUGAGAUUUGACUACUGUACGUAGAUCUCCCUUCUAAGUUAACUUGGAGACUCCAGUUGGUGCAAGACGAGCAAGAGCAUGCAUAUUUCUCUCAUUGUGCAGUCACAAAGGUUUUGACUAUCACGUACAAAGCCCUUCUUGAACUUGGUCCAUCAUUUCUAUGGGAUCACUUCUUUCCCCGUGUUCCACCAUGGCAUCUUUGCCCAUCUAAACAGGGCCUUCUGCAAGUGCCCCUACCCAUCGGAAAAAUCAACAGUUGCCAAUACACGUGCAUUCUCUGUCAUGACCUCCACUUUAUGGAACGACCUUCCUGAAGAGGUCAGGAAAGCCCCCACUCUCCUGGCUUUUCACAAACAAUCCAAAGCUGAAUUAUUCAAGAGGGCUUUUUCAAGAGGGCUUUUUACCCAGUUUGGUGUAGUGGUUAAGAGCACGGGACUCUAAUCUGGAGAGCUGGGUUUGAUUCCCCACUCCUCCUCUUGAAGCCAGCUGGGUGACCUUGGGCGAGUCACAAUUAUCUGGAGCUCUCUCAGCCCCACCCACCUCACAGGGUGAUUGUUGUGGAGUAAUAAUAAUACUUUGUAAACCACUCUGAGUGGGCAUUAAGUUAUCCUGAAGGGCGGUAUAUAAAUCGAAUGUUGUUGUUGUUGUUGUUGUUAUUAUAACUCAAAUAUAAAGGCUGUCAUAUAAGGAAGCAUUGUCGAAGAGAUGCGUCUGUAAAGGUAUGGAGGGUGACUAUAGUUUUUACUACUGUUGGUGUAAGUAUGAUCCUUCCAGGUUGUUCCCGUGUUC